Blepharisma stoltei is the source of this 270-nucleotide messenger RNA. The record is from the annotation of a GenBank genome assembly. Lineage: Eukaryota; Ciliophora; Heterotrichea; Heterotrichida; Blepharismidae.
AUGAAUUUUAAAGGUAAUGUAAUUAAAGUGCUUUCCAGUUAUGAAAAUUGUGCGUACUUGAUUGAUUUUUCAGGUAAAGUAUUUCAAAGUGAGAUUAAUAACCCUUUUAGCUGAAAUAUUGUAGAAAAUUGAAAUUCAAAAGAUUUAAUAAUGACAUAUGGACAAAGAGCGUUUUAUAAAGAUUGCUGGUAUUUUUUAACAGCUUUUAUACAAAUUUUUAAAUUUGAUUUAAGAAAAAAGGAAAUAAAAGAGGUGCAUUCUAAAGCAUAA